AUGAAUAAAUUUACAUUGUUUUUCUUAGAUAAAAGUACUGAAGCUCGCUAUUAGGCCCAGUCUCUCUAGAGCAUUAGGAUGACACAUUUUAAUUUACUUUCUAAAGGUUAUUUGAUCACUUUUAUUUUCAGAUGCCUAACCUUUUUAUUAAGUAGCGAUUUCAAUAGGUUUUAUCCAAACUUAUCUAUGCUGUUAUUCUUCAUCGCAGCAGAGAUUUUUUUGUCCAAACAUAAUUUAAGCUUGAGAAUCCUUUCAAUAAUAGCAAAUCAUCUUUUGACAAUAUUUUUUUAUUUAUUUGAUGAAGAAACUGAUGUUGCUAUUGCACAUUUAAAAGGAGUGAACUAGAUGGGAUCUAACUUUUUAAUAACGAUGGGAAGUGAAUUUCCUGAAGCAUUAAUAUAGGUGAUAUCAAUUACAGCAAUCAGAAUAUAUUUUGUCUUUUAAUAAUCAAAAACACUUAGUUUAUAUCCAAUCUCAAGCCUGAUCUUAGUUUCUGUGUUCUACUUAUUUUUUCAUUAUAAAUACAAUGAUGCAAUGAGAGCCUAAUUUAUGCUAAUUUAAAAAGAUCGAUAAUGGGAGACAAUCUUAAGAUAGCUAAUCGAUAAGCAAUCUUAUGUCAUUUUAAAUUUCAAUGAAAAUUCAUUUUAGUUCGAAUUUCUAAUGGCAAAAAAUUUUCAAAAUAGAUGUAUGAAAAAUAAAGAAGAGAUUUUAAAUUUCUUUAAAGAGGCACAAUAUAAUAAAAAAUCCUUAAAUGAUUAUUUAUAUGAUUAGAUGAAAGAAUAUCAAACAAAAAGAAUAGAUAUUUUUAGAAAAGAAAUUUUUGUCAAGAAACAUCGAGAGUUGGUAAAAUUAGAAUUUUCCAUUUUUUUUGGAAAUCAACCAACCAUUUUAUUGAUUUUCCAUAAACCUAAAUUGUAGUUAUCAAAUAUUGUAGGGAAUAUCAAUAAUAAAGUCCUAUUUUAAUACUUAAUAAAAUUAUUAAAUUGUUUUAAUAAAAAAUAUAAAACUAACCCAUCUUAUAUUCACUUUAUGAAAAAAAUUCGCUUGAUUGAGAUUUAUCAGAAUUUACAAAAUAGUUGGGAAUUAUAAGUUUAAGAAAUUAACCUUUAAACAGUAGUUUCAGAGUAGAUAAAAUAUUUUCCUAACAUCAUCCUUAAGAUUAACGCAAAGACAUAAAUUACCUUUAAGACAAAUAAAGAUAUAAUUAGUUUAAUUUUGUUUAAGAUAUUUUCAAAUACAAAUACUUCCCUAAUCAAAUUGAGAUACACUUCUCCAGAGGAAGAAGAGAACAUUCAACUCCGUUUUCAUGGUAACUUUAAUUGUAAAGUUUUACUCUCAUUUUUUACCUUCCAUAAAGAACAUAUCAGUAGAUUUGCCAUGUUUACAAAUCUUACAAAUAACAGUAUUGAUCUUUAUUUUGAAAAGAAUCCAUACAUACCAUUCACUGGCAAAGAAAAAUAAUAAUAAAUACUUGAUAAUUGA
Messenger RNA from Paramecium tetraurelia, 1482 nucleotides. RefSeq lists its product as uncharacterized. The record is from RefSeq and is a predicted model, not a curated record. Lineage: Eukaryota; Ciliophora; Oligohymenophorea; Peniculida; Parameciidae. The transcript has 2 exons.